AUGGGCCAGAAAAAGAUGUUGGCACAUCCUGAGCAAUUUUCGAGACUCAUUGAUGGUCCCGAACGGAUCAGAGAGAGUGUUCAGAUUUCCAAACCCAUCACCGGUUGCCCUGACGGCAUCACCAAAACAGUUUGGGAUGUGCUGACUCGUAGUGCUCAACUCAAUCCGAAUGGUCAACUUUUUGGAGAAUCUGUAAACGGAAGACACGUUUACACCACCUACCGAGAAGGCGUCGAGCAAGCCACGAUCAUCGGAUCCGCAAUUUUGGCAAUCAUGACGAAAUUGCAUUCAACCAACAAGUUGAUCGGAAUCGCUGGAAUUCAUUCGAGAAAUUACAUGCAUACUAUGCAUGGAAUUUCUGGAUUCGACUUGACUACAGUACCCCUCUACCAUCAGUCCAAGCUGGAGACUUUGUGCGACAUCAUCGACAACUGCAAACUGGAAAUCAUCUUCUGUGAAAACGCAAAACGUGCCGAGGGCUUUCUAUCGUCCAAAACUCCAGAACGUCUUCAAUCAAUGAAGACAUUGAUUAUUCUGGACCAUUCGACGACUUCUCAGAAGCACGAUGAAGUCGAAAUUCUUAGUUUCGACGAGUUCAAAGAGAUCGGAAAGAGAAAUAAGAGAAAUCCAAUAAAACCAAAACCUGAGACAAUUUAUGUGAUUUGCCACACAAGCGGAACAACAGGACGACCAAAAGGAGUCGAAAUGUCCCAUGGAAGUCUUCUGGCUGCUGUCUCCGGAAUCUUCACUUCCUGGACCAUCGCCUAUAAAUGGAAGUUCGGUCAAGAAGACACCUACUUCAGUUUCCUGAGCUUAGCCCACAUCUACGAACACCUAAUGCAGACUUUGGCUAUUUAUUUCGGAGGAAAAAUUGGGAUCUACAACGGAAAUGCUGCCACCUUGAUACCACAGAUUCAGGCUCUUCAGCCUACGAUUGUUUCAUUGGUGCCACGUUUAUUGAACAAGUUGUAUGAAGCUGUGCACAAUGGAGUCGCCAAAAAGGGGUUUAUCGCGAGAAAACUGUUCGAGUAUGCUAAGAAGGUGAGCUUUGGGAAUUGGGCUGUAACAACCAAAGCUCGCCAACUCCAGAACGGCGUGCUCCGCUACGACACAUUCUUCGACAAAAUCGUUUUCAAGAAGCUCAAACUAAUGUUAGGUGGCAAAAUCAAAGUGCUAACAACAGGAGGUGCUCCAGUGACCAAAGAAGUCAAGACUUUCACUCGAUAUGCCUACGGAUGUCCAUUGGUCGAAGGAUACGGCCAAACAGAAUGCAGUGCAGCUGGCACAUUGACUCUUCCAUGGGACACCACUUACGGAAAUGUUGGUGGACCAGCUCCAUGGUCCCAAGUGAAGCUUGUCGAUGUUCCUGAAAAAAAUUAUUUGGCGAUGAAUGAUGAGGGAGAGGUGUGCUUCAAGGGAGCAGCACUGAUGACUGGAUACUUCCAGGAUCCAGAACUGACCGCCAAGACUAUUGAUUCGGAAGGUUGGCUUCACACUGGAGACAUUGGAAAAUGGCUUCCAACGGGUGCCCUCCAAAUCAUUGACCGCAAAAACGAAAUGUUCAAACUCUGUCAAGGAGAUUUUGUCUCACCAAUCCAAAUUGAGGCAAUUUACGCAAACUCUCCACUGAUUACUCAAAUUUACGUCACUGGAAACACCGAACGCUCUUUCUUGGUGGGAAUUGUGGUUCUAGACUUGCCACGUUUCAAACAGCUUCCUCCUGUGAAGACAUUGGAAGGAAAGGGAAAAGUUAUUGAGGUGAUAAUAGAGAAGAAGGAAGUUAAGGAUGCAGUGAUUCUGGAAUUGAACAAAUACGCAAAGGAAAAUGGAUUACAGACUAUUGAGCUGAUUCGAAAUGUGCAUUUGACACUGCAGGAAUUCAGCGAAGAAAACGGACUCGUGACCUCCACAUUGAAAAAUCGUCGUAAGAUUUUGGAAGACUACUUUGCACCACAAAUUGCAAAGAUGUACAAGGAGAUCGAGUCGCUGUGA
This is a messenger RNA of Caenorhabditis briggsae, 1992 nucleotides long. The record is from RefSeq and is a predicted model, not a curated record. Gene Ontology annotation, biological process: long-chain fatty acid metabolic process. Bases 1 to 1992 code for a protein of 663 amino acids. Gene Ontology annotation, cellular component: membrane; endoplasmic reticulum. NCBI's taxonomy places the organism in Eukaryota, Metazoa, Nematoda, Chromadorea, Rhabditida, Rhabditidae. Gene Ontology annotation, molecular function: long-chain fatty acid-CoA ligase activity. The transcript has 6 exons.